Scheffersomyces coipomensis is the source of this 1023-nucleotide messenger RNA. RefSeq lists its product as uncharacterized. The record is from RefSeq and is a predicted model, not a curated record. The transcript has a single exon. Lineage: Eukaryota; Fungi; Ascomycota; Pichiomycetes; Serinales; Debaryomycetaceae. Bases 1 to 1023 code for a protein of 340 amino acids. Gene Ontology annotation, biological process: transmembrane transport. Gene Ontology annotation, cellular component: endoplasmic reticulum.
AUGAAAAGAAUAAUCAUCUCAUUCUUAAUAUGGUUGUUAGCACUAGAUUCAAUACUUGGAAUUCCUGUACAACAACCACAAAAUUUACUUCAAUAUCCAAAAAUAAAGCCCAAAGCAUUUAUACUAAACAAUAGCAAGCUUAUGAUAUUGGAGAAACAUUCUUUGUACGACAACUUUUCAGUCGUCGUUAUCAGCAUAAAAUAUGUUGGAGUUGUAUAUUGCACAUCAGAUUAUUCAAUAUGUGAAAUACGACUCAAACUGAGCUUAAGAUAUCCAUAUACACGUUUCAUGGAACUUCUGUCAAGUCAAGAGUUUGAUUUAAGCCAAUCCUAUUUUUUGUUUGCCGGAGUCAGUUAUGGAUAUUCAAAUCUUGUAUCUGAAAGAACGACCAUAUUUGCCGAUCACAUUACUCUGGUUAAACUAGAUAACAAAGUUCAUCGAACUCAUCUGACAAAAUUCAAAGACUAUAAAUUUGACAACCCACAAGACUUGUAUUCAAUAAAGAUCUUUAAGUUGAAUGAAAAGUUAAGAGAUAGAGCUUUGGAGUUAGCCAAUAUAAAAAAUCCAAAUAUGACAAAUUCUGCUAGUAACGUUUUAAUAAUUCAAGAUAAGUAUAACUUUAACACAACUUUUAUCAACUAUAUACAGAAUUAUACAAAAGAAAUAACGAAUAAGGAUCCAAAUUAUGGUUCAAUUGCUCAAUAUGAUCGGUAUGAUUCAGAGUAUUUGCCAGCAUUACUCUGGAUGAGUAAAUAUCAAUUCAUUGACUUUGAAAGAGUAUUGAUGAUAAAUUCGAUUAUGGCGGAAUUAGAUCCUUUAAGUGAGGAAGAAUAUCAAGAUAUAGAUGAAAAAAUACAGAAGAACAUAUUAUAUGGAAAUGUGGAUAUAAAAUUGACGGAAAUAUCGAAUGCAUGUUUUCCAGUUAUAAACGAUAUAAUCAAUAAUUGGGAUUUGAUUUACAGAGACGGUAAACAGUUCAAAGAAGAUGAUAAUUCAGGAUUAAUGAAUAAUAAUAAUGAUUAA